AUGGCGGAAUUGAGUGCUUUCCAGAAGCGUCGGCUGGACAACAUCAAACGUAACAAUGAUUUGCUAAAAAAACUCAACUUGAAUGGGGUCUCUGGACAAUUAAAGAAUGAGGCAGGUGUAAAAGACCACACCAAGGCCAAAAAGACCAAUGGGAAAAGUAAAACGGUAGUGAAAAGUCCAAAAGUGGCCAAAGUACCAACAAGGAGAUCGAGAAGGCUUAUGGGAGAAACUUCGGACGGCAAAGAAGUUCCACAUGUAAGCGAUAACGAGCUUUUGAAAAGGUCCGAAUCUCCGAACCUUGAAGAACUGAAAAAUACGGCUGUUGUGGGAGAUGUGAAACUGAGUGAUUUGAUCAAAUCCGAAGACGAAGAAGAGCUUCUGACGCUGUUCAAAAACUACGGUAACAAAAACUUUUCGUCUGGGGACUUUUUCAAAGAGAUUCAAAAGCACAAGAAAGUGUCUAAAGACGUGGCUGCGUUACAGCAGGAUUUUGAUCUCCAGAUGUAUGAGAUAUUUCAACCUAACGAGAUAAAGAUUGUACAAGACCGUAUCAGUGCUAUGUUUUUCCAUCCAGCGGUUGAUCGAAAACUGGUAGUGGCGGGCGAUACCACUGGCCACCUUGGGCUCUGGAAUGUUCAUCUGGAGCAACCCCAGGAUGAAAUAGAGGCACCAGAUAUCACAACGGUGAAGCUUUUCCAAAAAAAUGUGGCCAAGAUCGAUGUUUUCCCUCAAGACUCAGGAAAACUGAUGACAGCGUCCUAUGACGGGAUUUUACGCUCAAUUGAUUUAGGCAGUUUGCAAAGUGAGGAAGUGCUAUCGCUGAAAGACGGGUACGACGACCCUAUGGGUAUCAGUGAAUUUCAGUUCAGCUACAAAGAUCCGAAUCAGGUCUUUAUGACCACUUUGGGCGGGGAAUUUACAAGUUUUGACAUCAGAACCAAAGCUACAGCGCCAAAUAUUCUACGACUGGCUGACAAAAAAAUCGGAUCCUUCAGUAUAAACCCGCAGAGGCCCUAUGAGAUUGCUACUGGUUCAUUAGACCGAACGCUCAAGGUUUGGGACGUUCGAAAAAUUGUAAAAUCUGCCGAUUGGCUACAAAACGACGAUUAUUCCAGCCUCGAGCUGGUGGCAAGCUACGACUCCAGACUAAGUGUCUCGGCUGUCUCUUAUGCACCUGUGGAUGCAUCACUGGUUUGCAAUGGAUACGACGACACCAUUCGCAUUUUUGAUUUGAAAAAUGUACCUGCAGCGACAGAAUUGCAACCGAAAAUCACACUCAAACACAAUUGUCAAAGCGGGAGAUGGACCAGCAUUUUGAAAGCACGCUUCAAGCCCAACAUGGACGUUUUCGCCAUUGCCAACAUGAGUCGAGCCAUAGAUAUAUACCACAGCUCGGGAGAGCAGUUGGCACAUUUGAAAACCGCAACGGUUCCGGCGGUGGUAAGUUGGCACCCGCUUCAGAACUGGAUUGUCGGUGGGAAUUCCAGCGGGAAGGUAUUUCUCUUCGAGGACACGCAGGACACGCAGGACCACAUCCAGCAUCACAAUGGUGAGUAG
Messenger RNA from Lachancea sp. 'fantastica', 1557 nucleotides. The record is from the annotation of a GenBank genome assembly. Lineage: Eukaryota; Fungi; Ascomycota; Saccharomycetes; Saccharomycetales; Saccharomycetaceae.